AUGCCCGCAGUAUACACCAGUUUGCGGCUCCCUAGUCCACCGCAAGUGAUUUGGGACAUUUUAACAGACUUUGAGCAUUACUCAGACUGGAAUCCUGUCUAUCAGAAGAUCUCUGGCGACCAAUGCAUAAGAAAAUGGGACCCCAUUAUAAUGAAAUGGUCGCCAAUAUGCAAUAUGCAAUGGCGAGCACGCCUUUUCAACCUCCCAGGUCUCUUUACUGGAUAUCACCAAUUCAUUCUACAACCUAGCGCAGACGGGUUGAGCACUGAUUUUGAACAUUAUGAGAUCUUGUCGGGAGUGCUUUCAUACGUUCUGAAAUAUGUGAAACCAUCCGUGUAUUCGGAUAUGGAAGUCGCAUUUGAUGCGAUGAACGAUGGGUUGAAGCGGCGCGCAGCAAGCUUUAGAGAGUAG
Molecule: messenger RNA, 411 nt
Organism: Exophiala aquamarina CBS 119918
Lineage: Eukaryota; Fungi; Ascomycota; Eurotiomycetes; Chaetothyriales; Herpotrichiellaceae
Exons: 2
Coding region: 1-411 (136 amino acids)
Source: RefSeq, a predicted model, not a curated record